Molecule: messenger RNA, 1667 nt
Organism: Pieris brassicae (large cabbage white)
Lineage: Eukaryota; Metazoa; Arthropoda; Insecta; Lepidoptera; Pieridae
Gene: Mrm2
Product: rRNA methyltransferase 2, mitochondrial
Exons: 3
Coding region: 262-1011 (249 amino acids)
Biological process (GO): RNA methylation
Cellular component (GO): mitochondrion
Molecular function (GO): rRNA (uridine-2'-O-ribose)-methyltransferase activity
Source: RefSeq, a predicted model, not a curated record
AAUUUUACAUCUACUUGAUCUGUGAAACAAAAUAUGAAUUUUGUAAUUGAGAUAUGAUUAUUCUAAAUGUUUUAUUUAUGUAGUUAAAAUCUUUUUCGGUGAGAGAUGUAAUUACAGUAAAAUAGAAACUGCAAUUCAGUGUUUAUAGAGUAGAGGUAGAAAGUGCCUGAUAAAAAAUAUACGUUGUAUAAGAAUAAACACACUUUCCUUUAUUUGAUAAAAAAAAGUGAAUGAUAAUUCUUAAGUGUUAAGGUUAAAAAUAUGCUUAUAUCCAGUCCGAUAACUCGGCGAGAUCUAAACUUUUCCAAAAUGUGCUUUUUGAUAAAGUGCCUUAAAAGAUUAAAAAGUUCACAACAAUGGUUAAGUCGACAAAGAGCGGACCCAUACGUAGAAAGGGCUAAGAUAAGCAACUACAGAUGUAGGAGUGCCUUUAAAUUAUUAGAGAUGAACGAGAAAACUAAUAUUUUACAUCCUGGUCUCACUGUUGUUGACUUGGGAGCUUCACCUGGCUCUUGGACUCAAGUUGCAGUACAAAAGACUAAUGCUGAUGGUGCUGAUUUAACAAAACCAAAGGGAACUGUGUUAUCAAUUGACAAGCUCCAAAUAUUUCCAAUACCGGGUGCAACUAUAUUAAGUAAUAUGGAUUUCUCCACAAUAGAAGCUCAUGAUAAAGUGGUAAAUAUCUUGGAUGGGAAGCUAGUGGAUUUAGUACUUUCAGACAUGGCCCCUAGUGCCACAGGUAUAAGAGAAUUAGACAAAGAUAGAAUUUUAGGUCUGUGUUAUAUGGCAAUAAGAUUUGCUGCUCUUGUUACAAAAAUUGAUGGAAAUUUACUUUUUAAAGUAUGGGAUGGAAAAGAAGUGCCUAUUUUAGAAAUGGAUUUAGAACGAUUUUACAAAAACAUAAAGAUUUUAAAACCAAAAGCAAGCCGCUCAGACUCUUCAGAAAAGUUUAUUUUAGCUAGAGGUUUUAAGGGAAUUCAGAGGCCAUUACAGAAUGGCCGUUGGGGUUGAAUAAAUGCAUGUUUGUAUAUUGUGCCAUAGUCUCUUGGUUGGUUUUUCAGUUUACAUAUUAGUAAAUUUAGUUUGUAGAAUAGAUAUAUGGAAAAACAAACCAUUUACCAUUAUAUAUUUAAGAUGAAGCCAAUGUCAAAUUUGUAUUGGUAAAUGAUUUAAAAGCCUUUAUCUUUGGUUAACAUAGCUUUUACAUAUUGAAAGAAAAAAAUUUUUUAAUCGCAUUAAAGCUGUUUGUAUUAUAAACUUAUCAUUAUUUUACAUAAUUUUAAAUUUGGUCACGGUGACGCACGCCCGCUGUAAAGCACGCGAAACGUCGGAAAUACUAAUACUAUGUGCAAGAGUAUGGACUUGAAAGUCUUUGUUAUAGAAUAAUGAAUUAAGAAAUUUAUAUGUAUUAUAUAGCAUUUUUUAAUUUAAUACUUGUAUGAAAUGACAAUAGCGUGUUUACCUAAAUAAAUGUCUUCCAUUUUAUUGAAUAAGAUAAAUCAUAGAAGACAGUAGUAAAUAAGUAAUACAAUUAAAUAACUGUUCAUAGAUAUCCAAAAAGAUUGUUUAUUUUGUAGUUAUUAAUUUUAUGAGCAUAAAAGUAGUAAUAUUUAUUGGUAUUACUUUAAUUUUUAUCAGUUUUCAAAUUGCCAACUUGGCUUGGCUUU